AUGGUCCAUGUCUUGAAAGGCAUGCUGAUAGAACAUAACCCUUCCAGGCAGCAGUUCUGCUGUAGCUGGCUGAGUCGAACAAAUGCCCUAAGGAGGAAGUUCAUCACUCAAGACACUGGUAACACUCGUGUCUUCGAAACAGCAGAGGUGGUUAAUGUCCUCCAGGAGCAAGUGGGUGAAUUGAUGGACCAAAAUGCUUUUUUUCUUACCCAGAAGUGA
Molecule: messenger RNA, 219 nt
Organism: Manis javanica (Malayan pangolin)
Lineage: Eukaryota; Metazoa; Chordata; Mammalia; Pholidota; Manidae
Product: general transcription factor IIH subunit 5-like
Biological process (GO): transcription initiation at RNA polymerase II promoter; nucleotide-excision repair, preincision complex assembly; transcription by RNA polymerase II
Cellular component (GO): transcription factor TFIIH core complex; transcription factor TFIIH holo complex
Source: RefSeq, a predicted model, not a curated record